CGCGCUCCCGGUGAGUGAGUUUUAUAGCAACUGUUGCCCGGUGAGGCAGCGCCAUAUAGUCACCGUAGUCCUGGCGACUGUAACCCACCAACAACAACCUCUCGCUCCAUCAUUACCACCUCCUCCACCAUCCUCAUCUCAUCAACCAGUUCACAGCUCAGGCGCCAUGCAGACCCCUGAAGCAGGCGCUGACUCCACCUCCACUGUCCCUCUUCAGACCACUGUGCCUGUCCAGCCUACCGGCUCCACCCAGCAGGUGCCUGUCCAGCAACAGGCCCAGACUGUUCAACAGGUUCAGCAUGUUUACCCAGCACAGGUGCAGUAUGUGGAGGAAAACAGUGGCGUCUACACCAAUGGCAACAUAAGAACCUACUCUUACUCAGAGCCGCAGCUGUACAGCCAGAACAGUGGAGGGAGCUACUUUGACACGCAGGGCAGCUCGUCACAAGUGUCCACUGUGGUGACAUCUCAUGGCAUGAACAACAACGGAGGAGGGGGCAGCGGGGGAAUGAGCAUGAAUCUGGCGGGGGGUCAGGUAAUCAGCACCAGUCCUGGAGCGUACAUCAUGGACAACGCUGGACCCCACCCUGCCACACAGACUGCGCGAGCUUCCCCAGCUACUAUUGAAAUGGCGAUUGAGACGCUCCAAAAAUCUGAGGGUUUAUCCAGUCAGAGAAGCUCGCUGCUCAACAGCCAUCUCCAGUGGCUGUUGGACAAUUAUGAGACAGCAGAGGGCGUAAGUCUGCCACGAUCCACCCUCUAUAAUCAUUACCUGCGCCACUGCCAGGAGCAGAAACUGGACCCUGUAAAUGCAGCCUCUUUUGGAAAACUCAUCCGCUCCAUCUUCAUGGGACUCCGUACAAGGCGCCUUGGGACAAGAGGGAACUCCAAAUAUCAUUACUAUGGUAUCCGUGUGAAACCAGACUCCCCGCUCAAUAGACUCCAAGAAGACAUGCAGUACAUGGCCCUCAGACAGCAGCCUGUUCAGCAGAAACAGAGGUUCAAACCGGUGCAAAAGUUUGACUCCUGCUCUGGGGAGAAUUACUCAGGUGGCGGCCAGCCUAUUCCUGGUGCAGCAGAGCAGACGGUCAUCGCACAGAGCCAACACCACCAGCAGUUCCUAGAUGCAUCACGGGCACUCCCUGACUUUGUGGAGCUGGACUUGGGACAGAGCAAUACGGAGAACAUCAGCCCAGAGGAUGUGAAAGCUCUCCAGUCCCUUUACAGAGAGCACUGUGAGGCUAUCCUGGAUGUGGUUGUCAACCUCCAGUUCAGUCUAAUUGAGAAGUUGUGGCAGACAUUCUGGCGUUAUUCUCCCCCUGACUCUGUAGAGGGUGCCACUGUAACAGAAAACAGCAGCGUAAGUGAGAUUGAAGCACGACUCCCCCGUUCACAGCUACUGGUGCUGUGCAGAAACGAGGCUGUACUCAAAUGGAUGAGCACCUGUGACCAUCUAAUGUACCAGGCCCUUGUGGAGAUCCUCAUCCCUGAUGUCCUGAGACCCAUUCCCAGUGCCUUGACUCAAGCCAUUCGCAACUUUGCCAAAAGCCUGGAAGGCUGGCUCAAUAAUGCCAUGAAUGCCAUUCCACAGAGAAUGAUCCAGACUAAGAUUGCCGCUGUUAGUGCCUUUGCGCAAACACUGCGUAGAUACACAUCUCUGAACCACCUGGCUCAAGCGGCACGUGCUGUGUUGCAAAACACGUCACAAAUCAACCAGAUGCUGAGUGAUCUCAACCGUGUUGACUUUGCCAACGUACAGGAGCAGGCGUCAUGGGUGUGUCAGUGUGAGGAGGGAGUGGUUCAGCACUUGGAGCAGGACUUCAAGGCCACACUACAGCAGCAGAGCUCUCUGGAGCAGUGGGCAGCUUGGCUGGAGAAUGUGGUCACUCAGGUGCUCAAGCCCUAUGAGCACCGGCCCAGCUUCCCCAGAGCAGCUCGCCAGUUUCUGCUUAAGUGGUCUUUCUACAGUUCUAUGGUGAUCAGGGACCUGACCCUGCGUAGUGCUGCCAGCUUCGGUUCCUUCCACCUGAUUCGCCUGCUGUAUGAUGAGUACAUGUUUUACCUAGUGGAGCAUCGUGUGGCCCAAGCUACUGGAGAGACACCGAUUGGUGUCAUGGGAGAGUUCGACAGCCUCAACACCCUCUCCCUCUCUAACAUUGACAAAGAUGAAACCAGCGGGAUGGACAGUGACUUAGAAGAUGACACGGAGGAGUCCGGGGAACCUCUUGCCAAGCGAGAGAAGUCUGAGCAUGAGGUGAUCCAGGUGAUCCAGGUUGGGGCGCUAGAGGACGGGUCCCACCCUGUGGUGGGGGUGGUCCAGCCAGGCGUCCUCCACUCGCUCCCCCAGCCCCCACAAGACCACACUGAGCACAUCCUAACUCCCUCCGCCGGUACUCCCACCAUCCGCCACUGCAGCGCCACAGGCAACACCUACGCCUCCGUUUGAGGGUCUGAGGGCGCGGCUAACCUUGUCUGGCCUAUUUUUGCUAUCUCACUCUCCACAUAUCUUUCUCUCUGUGAGUCUAGAUGUUUCCGUCUUUUUCAUGCAUUGUCUCUGUCUGCACUCGUGUGGACAACAGUCUCCUUCUCCGGGUCUGUGUGGGGGAGUGCUGAAAUGAUGAUACUCUGGCCGAGAUGUGCUGUCCGUGUCUGACUGCUUAGAUUCUGGAUGUGUCGUCGUCCCAUAAGUCUGUGCUCUAUCACGAUGCAACAGCUGGAGGAGGACUAAUUUGACCCGUUAAAAGUUUCCUGCCUAGGCAUGACUUACCGCCUCUGUCUAUAUUGACGGCUUUGAUCUCGGAGGAAAAUUGAGGUCCUUUUUAAAACUACUGAUGUCUCAGUGCUCAAAUCCAUGUCACUAGUCCCAGUGGAGCAAAGUCAUCGACUCAAGACCUUUGCCUAUUGUAAAUAGUUUUGCUGUACUUUCAAUUGGUAUUACCCAAAACUCAUGGUGCUAUCACUGUGUUUGGUUUUGUUUUAAUCUCCACUUCUCCCGACUAAUUUUAGUACAGUUUAUAUCAACAUGCAUUCCAACUGCCGAUACAAGUUUGGCUGAACAAAAAUAUUUUGAGUAUUGUAUGUAGCUAAAAAAACAAAGGGAUGAUUUUCUAUGUAUGACUUACAUAUCCUAUCUGAAUAAGGAUCAUGGGGCGUUUUCGUCUGUUCUGUUUAAAAUUAUAUGGUAGCCACCCACUGAUACCGCUUACAGAGUUUAGCCACAGAGAAAGGAACCCCUGAAGAAAUAUCUGUGCUGCUACUUGUGUGUGUAUAUAGAAAACGAGAUUGAAAAGACCGGCUGUACAAAACCACUUCCUCAAUGCUAGCUUUUCUAUGCACCCCGUGCAUAACGCUUGCCUUUGUUCAUUUUAGAUGCUCUGUAGUGUCGUGACGAGCUGUAAUCUUGAACGCAACUUUUACCAGACAUGUUCCCCUGUUUUUUUGCAGUUUCUGUCUUAAGGAAAUUUCUUCAGUUCACAAAGGACCAAAACCAAACUAACAAGAGGAAGCUGAGAGUGAGCCAUUCGGGCCCACCCGAGAGCUGUUUCCUGUCCCACAGUGCCAUGUUGCAGAGCAAAAGGAAUGUCAGGGAUUUAAUGUACCUCGGCUUUAUCAUAGUGCCUUAUCCUUUAAAUGCAGCUGUCCUUGUAGUCCUGCCUGUGUGCUGUAGAGAGCCCCACAGCCCCUCUGCAUUGUCCCAGCCACAGAUUUUUGGCUUUUUUCUGGUGACUCGUGGCUGGAUUUGGGCUGGCUCAUCAGUGUUGAGACCAAGGGAUGCAGGCACUGACACACACCUGUUGUUUUUCUCUCUGGAUCAGCUCUACUAAGCUCACUACUUAUCUGAAUUGUGGUCUUUAGCCUUGCUCCUAGCCCUCACUCUGCCCUCUAGAGGCCUAUUCUUGCAUUAGCCUUUGUUGUUGGGUGAAGUGUGUAUGUGUGAACACAGGUCUGCGCUGUGUUUUUAUGUGCAUGUGUAUGUGUGUGUGUGUGUGUGUAUAGACCUGUUUGUGUGUGUGUGUGUGUGUGUGUGUGUGUUGGAACACAUCCAUCAGUCACCCUACCUCAAACCAGUGGUGCCAGCCCUUUUGACGCGUGCAGCACAGUCACCAAACCUUAUUGCACACACACCACUGUACUGCACAAAUCUCAACGCGACAGAGAAAAGCUGCAUUGCUUUCUCUCACCUCUGAUACAUUUUCACUUCAGUUUUUAGCCCAUUUAAAAAAAAAAAUGCUUUCAUCCUUUGUUCCCUGUUUGAAGAUCAUCUUUGUACAGUGGACCAAAAGUAGAUAUUUUGUGAUAUUCAAAGAGAUAUAUAGAUAUAUAUAUGUAUAGUAUAUAUAAUGAUGAUACACUACAUAUAUUUGUUGCUUUUUAUGUGGUUGAUCUGAUUGUUUAUAUGUGAUUGUUUCUUUUUGGGUAGCGUCUCUGUAAUUAGUUCAUAGACUGUGAAAUGGGAAAGGCAUGGGGACUAACUUCUGAUUCAUUAGACUACAUCUAUACUUGAAAUGUUAUAGCCUUCUAUGUCAUGGAGAAUAUUGAGAUUAAUCCUCUUCAUAGGAACGUUUUCUUACUAAGAUGAUUUUGUUGGUUUUUUUUGUUGUUGUUGUUUUUUUUCUUUCAAGCUUAUUGAAAUGGUCUGCACCAUAUCCCUGCAGAAAUGUUUAUUUAUUGAUAUUUAUUGUGUGUUUGAUUUGGUUAGAUGCUUACCCAUUACACCGUAAUUACAGUGGGUACCACUGAUGAAUCAUGAAUCAUACCACUAUAAAGCGCAGAUCUACUGUACAGGAGGACCAGAAGGUUUUUUUGUUGUAUUGUUUUUCUUUCUAUGUAUGAAGUUUGAUUAAGGAUUUUAAAAAGGGAUGGCACUGUAUUUGCUGUAUUCACAGUCCUUUAUGUUCUGUGGAAUCAUAUCGCUGCCAUGCAAAAAAAACAAAGAAAAACAGAUCAGUGUCAGGUCAUAAAGUGAGAAGUUUGGUGUCAUAACAAGACGUUUUUUUAUAAAGAGAAACUUUUCUUGUUAUAACAUACUGUAGCUGGUAAAACAUGUUUCACAUUAUCCGUGAUUAUGAAUAUUAUUAUAACAAAAAGGUUUCUCUGUAAUGUGACAAAUUUAGUUUUAAAAAAUUGUAAAUAAAGUACAAGAUGUCAACAUUUGGUCAAAUAACAUGAAACAUAAUAACAUUUAAUUCAGAUUAUUUGAAAGAUGCCUUUACAAUUGGUCAGAUACAUUUUUAAAGAACAAUGCAGUAACAGUUUGUCAAACAAAUAAAGAAAACGUCCUAACAUUUAGUUAGAAUAAAGAAAAAGGUGUCAUAACAUUUGAUCAAAUAAAGGUUUGGCCAUACAUUUAAAAUAUGUCAUAACAAUUGGUAAAAUAUUUUUUUUAAAUGUUAUCAUUGGUCAAAUAAAUGGAAAAUAUAUCAUACAAUUAGUGAAACAAAAAUAUUUCAUAAGAAUCAAUGAUGAUGUAACAUAUCAUUUUGACAUAGUUUCUUAUUAUUAAGUGAUAUGUUUAUUGCCUAAAAACAUCAAAAUGUAUUAUGACUUGAAAACAUCAUCAUUGUUUUAACAAUAACCGUUAUAAUAUUAAACUGAUCAAUUUUUCUUUUUCUUGCAUGGCAGAAAGAGGCUUCUAUAACUAGUAAAAGAUUUUCCAUUAGAUACUGGAAGUAGACAGAAUCAUUGCCAUUUGUUUUGGGCGUGCUUGUGUCGAAAAGACUUAAAACUUAAGAAUACUGCUCGUCAGUUUAGUGUCGGUGGACUCACAGAAAUUUUGUUCAAUUAUUCCCAAGGGGGGAAUCUGCAGAGUUGAAUUCUGGCAAGCCCAAAAAACACGUUCCUCAUUGAUCAAACAGACAGUACGUAUCUCAUGCUGUAGCCUUACCCUCAUCCUGCUGGCUUGAAGUGUGCGUGUGUGUGGCUCACCAAGAUCUUGGAACGGAGCGCACCCAAACCUGACUCUCUCCUAUUAUGUUGUUCGAGGACACUUUUGAAAAGUCUGCGAGAAAAGGUCAGUGAACUUGAAGUAGCUGGAAGUUGAAGGCCUUCAGGCCAUUUUAGUUUACAUCAGGUUGUAACCUUGCACUCGCAUGAUAGAUUGCUCCCUGACUCUUGGUAUUGAACAGCUGAAUGCAAAGAAGGGAGCGGAGAGGGGAAAGUGAUGGAAAAAGUCCAUUAGCAAAUGAAUGGAUACAAAAAAAAAAAACUCGGAUCAUCUCUUCGACUUUUCUUCACAGCUGCCCACAAAUGUGUGCUCUCAUAACAACCACCUGACUGACCCCAACACUCUCUGGAACAAACUUGUAAAAAAGUGACGAGGUUCUGUUAGAUUUAAACAUUUAAAUCAUGGUGUAAAGCUGGGUAUGAAUGAAGGAUUUGCAGAACAUCUUUUUGUUCUUUUUUUCUCUCACUGAUUGAUUGUGUGUGUGCGCGUGUGUCUGUCUGUGUAAACAUGAAUCUCAGCUCCCUUGUCAUAUAAAUUGACUUUAACAUUGUAGAUGUAAAGUUGUAUUAUUUUUGUGCCUGAAGUGCAAAAUGGCUUAUAAAAACGUGUUGUUUUUUUUUCCUUUUAAAUCUUAAUUGUGUGCUUUAGGAUUGUAAGUGCUUUCUGGUCUUGCACGCCUACCAUGUGCUGCUAGGAACUGUUAUUUUGUUGAUUUCCCUGUAUCCCCCCCUUUUUUUUUUUUUUUUCUUUUUUUUUUUUGAGGGGGGGGGUGGGUUACGUUAAUCUUAGGUGCCAGACAGUGAUCUAGCUUUUUCUGCAUCUCAAAAGCCUGCCUGGGCAACACUGGACUGAUGCUAAUGCUGCCAACACAAUUGUACUUUUUAUUUUGGUGUCUUUUAAAAACUGAGAUUGUUUUUUGUUUUUUGUUUUUUUUUUUUUGUAACAGCUGUUUGCAAAAAUGAGCCCGGUUCCAACCAGAAAAUGAGAGAAAAAAAAAAAAAAAAGAAGACAAAAAGACAAAAGCUACUCCUUACCUUGUCAUGGGAGCUGAAGCUAAGAGAUGCCUCUUCACCUGGACUUUAACGGCAGCUUCACUGAACCCAUAGCAGACUCCAGUGCCUUUAAUUUCGCCCUGGCCAGAGCAGACGGCCUGGGUGACUAUUGGGUCUCUGGUGGGCUCCAGAUCGAGGCUAUCAGAGCAGACAUUUCAUUGCACAGGUGCUGCCACUGAGAAGACACCAGGGUUGAGGAAGCAUAAAGACCUGUCCUCAAGACUCGACUAUUUAU
Messenger RNA from Acanthopagrus latus (yellowfin seabream), 7231 nucleotides. RefSeq names its product regulatory factor X, 3 (influences HLA class II expression) (gene rfx3). Gene Ontology annotation, molecular function: DNA-binding transcription factor activity, RNA polymerase II-specific; RNA polymerase II cis-regulatory region sequence-specific DNA binding. Bases 167 to 2446 code for a protein of 759 amino acids. NCBI's taxonomy places the organism in Eukaryota, Metazoa, Chordata, Actinopteri, Spariformes, Sparidae. The transcript has 17 exons. The record is from RefSeq and is a predicted model, not a curated record. Gene Ontology annotation, cellular component: nucleus. Gene Ontology annotation, biological process: regulation of transcription by RNA polymerase II.